CGAUAGUUUGGCAUAGUCAGCUGAUAACAAAAUGCAAUUAAACGUUUCCUGUGAUAUUUCAAGAAAUCGAUUGUAAUUCUCGUGCGUGACCGUGAAAUUUCUUGAGAAUCAUCGACUCGCGAUCUGUUUGCCUUCUACUUCAAUUUUUCGAAGAAAUUUAGGGGGAUUCACAAGACUUUUUAUACACAUUUAGCUGAAGCAAAUCUACCAAAAACAAAAUGUCUCUAAGUGCAGAUAUAUCUACAGCUCUUCAUUUAUUGGAGCAUGUUCAAGAAAGGUUGGAGGAUUGCAAUGACCCCAAACUACAAAUGCAUACGACUCAAGAUAUAAAAUCCUUAAUUUCUCUUUUGGAAGAUCCGGUAUUCCGCAGCAUAGUGACAAUUCAAGACUCAUUAAUCGAAUUAAACACUCAACUGGGGCAGCAUCCAUCUAUUAUUCCUGGCGAUUUUGAUAUUAACAUUAGUGGACAACUGGAACUUUCUGUUCCUAGUACGCCAGUGCAACCGCUUGGAUCAAAUGUAUAUCAAGAUCUAUAUCAGGAUAGCAGUGAACUAGAAGAUCAAAGGGUUCCAGUUGCUCCAUUGGUGCAUAGCAGCAGCGAAGAUACUAGUGCGCAGGUCACAAGCCCAAGUCUUGCGUCAGAGGUUAUGGGAAUGCCUCCAAUAACAACAACAACAUACGCUAAGGAGUUCAAGAAGGUUAUUGAAGCUGCAGCAAGAGGUCGUCAAGUAUUUACUGUGCAGUUGUAUAAACCAGAGGGAACCAGUCUGGGAUUCAGUGUGGUUGGUCUUCGCAGUAAGGAUAAAGGAGAGCUGGGUAUUUUCUUGCAGGAGAUACAACCCAAUGGCAUAGCUGGCUGUGAUGGCCGACUGGUAGAGGGAGAUCAGAUAUUGGCGAUAGAUGGACAACCACUAGACUCGAACAUCUCUCAUGAACAGGCAAUCUCGAUUCUUCAGAAGGCACGUGGUCUGGUUGAGUUGGUCGUAGCAAGAAGCACCCAAGACGUUGGGAGCUCUUUGCUGACGGAUGAGUUGUCCGGAGCCUCGAGUUCGACAGCGGCCGCGGGAGCAGGUGUGUCCAUCAUCGGCGGCGUUGUCAGCGGGACAACGAACCAGGUCAGCUCGGACAAGGAUCAAUCGGUGUCCACGUCGUCCGUCGUUACACCAGCGCCGACCCCCAAGUCCAGCCAGCCGGCGAGCACCGCCUCGGCGGCAACGCCGACAUCGACACCGCCGACCUCAACCCCGGUACCUGGAGGCCUCGUUGUCGAAAGGAGCCCCUCCGCCGUCAGCGACGCCUCCAAGAGUGGCUCUGACAUGGUGCUGAACACGGAAUGGGCACAAGUUGAAGUUAUAAAUCUGAUCAAUGAUGGCAGCGGUCUUGGAUUCGGAAUCGUCGGUGGACGAAGCACCGGUGUUGUCGUUAAAACGAUCCUUCCUGGAGGUGUCGCCGAUCGGGAUAAUCGGCUGCAGAGCGGGGACCAUAUAUUGCAAAUCGGCGAUGUCAAUCUGCGGGGAAUGGGAAGUGAACAGGUUGCGGCAGUUCUGCGACAAUCCGGCACACACGUGCGCCUCGUUGUCGCGAGACCUGUCGAACCAACGUCACCGGAUUACCAGGCACUCGGCAGCCACGCUCCGAUCGUACCAACGAAGAUUCUGGGUGACCCGGACGAGUUGGACCGCCACCUGGUGCACAGCGUGCCGGAGACAUACAACAUACGCCACGUGCAGCCCGACAACGCGUACGACAACGGCUACAUAUUCUCUCAGGAAUCCGACGUCGAGAUGCAUGCAAGACCAGGUCUCAUCGUGGACGUAGUACGCAACCCAUUGCCAAUUGGAGCGAUGCCAGUGAUACCACCGGUUCCGGUGCAGAUCCCGGAACUUCCGGUCCUCACCAUGGACACCAUCGAUGUUAACUCACUGCCAGAAAUGGAACGGUUCACCGUUGAGCUUAAGAAGGACAUUUACGGCCUCGGGAUCACCAUCGCUGGAUACGUUUGCGAGAAAGAGGAGCUGUCUGGCAUCUUCGUGAAGAGCAUCAGCGAGGGCAGUGCGGCAGACUUGAGCAACAAGAUCCAAAUAAACGAUAGAAUAGUAGAGGUGGACGGCCAUUCUUUACAGGGUUAUUCAAAUCAUGAGGCCGUUGAGGUGCUACGGCGCACUGGACAAACGGUAGUUCUAUGUCUGGAGAGAUAUCUACGUGGACCAAAGUACGACCAGCUUCAGCAAGCAAUCGCAGCCAGUGAACUGAGACUACCUCAACCGAGCUCUCCAUCAAUCACCAGUUUGCCAAGCUUCCCGAUUAGCGCGGAUGGAGAAACUACUACUGAGAUAGAACCGGAAGGAGAAUCGCACACGACUGUUGACAGCGCAGUUCUACAAGAGGGUGAACGCGAAAGAUCCUCCGAGGAAUUAGAUGACGCGGCAAAUGUGGAAGCUCUGUUGAGCGACCCAUCCAGCGAGCUUACACCUCAAAUUCGAGCCGCCAUUAAGGCGAAAUGGCAGAAGAUCGUAGGCCCAGACACGGAAAUUGUGGUAGCGCAAUUGAAGAAAUUUGCGGAAGGUAGUGGCCUUGGUAUAAGCUUGGAGGGAACGGUGGAUGUGGAGAAUGGACAGGAAGUUAGACCGCAUCAUUACAUAAGAUCGAUUCUCCCGGAAGGACCCGUAGGACAAAACGGAACGCUGCGUUCAGGGGAUGAAUUGCUGGAGGUGAACGGAUAUCGAUUGCUCGGCAUUAAUCAUAUGGAAGUAGUUAGCGUGUUAAAAGAAUUACCCAUACACGUUCGCAUGGUCUGUGGAAGAAACAUCGCUUCGCAGGAUCCUCUUUGCCCUAUCGACACUGCUCAACAUCAAGCUGCGUUCCAAACCAGAAGCAUCCUUGGCGGAUCUCUGCAGAAUUUAUUGCCAACAAUGGACCGUUUGGUGAAGGCCAAGUCUGACGGCUCGUUAGCGUCGACGACGACCACGGCUACGGUGACCGAUGCAAGCUUGAAUAAAAUGAAGUCGCGAUCUUUGGAACCGUUGACUGGUCUGGCGAUGUGGAGCUCCGAACCGCAGAUCAUCGAACUGGUAAAGGGAGAACGGGGCCUUGGGUUCUCCAUUUUGGAUUAUCAGGAUCCAAUGAACCCCAAUGAGACUGUGAUAGUAAUAAGAUCACUGGUGCCCGGUGGCGUAGCUCAAGUAGAUGGUCAGUUAAUACCAGGCGAUCGUCUUCUUUUCGUCAAUGAUAUCGCCCUAGAGAAUGCAACGCUGGACCAGGCGGUGCAGGCGCUGAAAGGCGCCCCUAAGGGCACUGUGCGCAUCGGUGUGGCGAAACCAUUGCCCAUCCCAGACAGUAUUGUCCAGAGGGUGCCACCGAUUUGCCCCGUAAGACGCAGCAAAAGCUUCCCCAACGAAAGCGAAACGACAAAUCACGCAGCCGAGCUCGAGGACUUCCUCUCCUCCAGAUCAGGAGUAACAGAACUGUCGAUGGACAAACCGGAAUCCGAAGAAGAAGAAGAUCACUGGAAGGACGCAUCGCCCAUCACACCUACCUGCAGUCCAACGAAACAUCCUCCAAAACCUGGCCAACUAGACAAACCUCUAAAAACCAUCGAAGUCGACGUCCACGAUUUCAAACCAACGAGUCCGUUAGACGAAAAAGACGUGAUCAUCAUCGACAGCAGCGCCACACCACUCAGCAAAAAGUUAGCCAUAAAGUACAAUCAGGAAAUAACGACCGGCGUGGAGAAGGCAACACCGAAAGUAAAGUUAAAACGAGAGUCAGUGAUAGAAUUGGAAGAACCGUGUCAAAAAGUGCCUGAAAGCGCAGCUCAACCAUCGACCUCCACAGAAAGACGCGCAGACGCUGAAAGAAGAAGGACCUUGAGACGAAUGGACUCGCAAGAACGACUGUCCACAUCCAAAGACACAUUAAGCAAAACAAACGUAGCUGAAAGAGGCGCGAAGAAGAAAGUUUUCAAGAGGAAAGAACAAGAUCGAAGAUCUUCCAGAAGAAAAAUAGACGAAGUGGAGGAACCUGUUUCGGAAGUUUCUAGAACCGAAAUAGAUGAGCCCAGAAGGCGAAAAGACAUGGAAGGAGCGGUGAUCAGAUCAAGAGAAGAAAGGAAAAGUCUCAGAGAGCAAGAAUGUAUAGAACGAGUGACAGAAUUUUUAACGAAGCACAGUGUGCUCACUUACUCGGAGGUGAUCCCGGUCAGCGAACCUGAGACCGACGUCCAGACACCUGGUGAUUACAGAGAACAACGAAUCACGCGUCCAUCCAGUAUUAUAGAGGCCCAGGAAGCUCAACCUGAAACCUCGAAAGACGGGAUAUUAAUAAGAACGAAGAGUAUAAGAAGACCCGAAGAGCAAGUAAAGACUCCAUCCUCUAUCGAGUCGGAGAAACAGGUCUCCGCGUCGACUAAAGUGACACCUGAGAAACCAGCAGCAGGUGUCGAAGAGAUUAAACCACCCGUGACGAGUCCUGAGACAGAGAUACCAGCCACUAAACGUCGAAGUUCAAUGAGAAAGAAACCCAGAGCGUUUUCCAGGGAAUCUUCCAGGGAAUCUCUGCUGGACGACACGAAGAAAGAGGUUAGGAUACAGGAAAACGUCGAAGAGAUAUUCUUCGAGGAUACCAGUGAACAGAUAGAUGGAAUUCUUCCGGAGGUUCAGUUGGUGAAGGCUAGAAUAAUCACUGCUGAGGAAGCAGCCGCGAACAGAGUGGACGAAGCGAUGAAAAUUGAAAUACAUUCGCCGCCGGAAGUGGCUGUGGUCUCUGACUCGGUGAGAGUGAGGACGGGAAGGGUUCCAUCGCCGGAAACUGUGAACAUGUCGCAUCUACAGCUGAUCAGUUUGGCCAAGUCCACGUCUGAGAACGCUUUGGCCGAGAGCAGCGAGGAGAAUAAAAUUUCUGAGAAGAACAUCAAGACGGAAAUUUUGUUGGACCUGUCGAAAGUGUCUGAAGUUGGGGACGAAGAGGAAAUGGUGGAUGGAGAGAAUAAGGACAGAAGAUUGAACAGGACAAGGAGCGAAGGUUCGAAAAGGCCGGGAUUCAAAGUGACGAAGAUGAAAGAACGUGAUGGAUUUAUGAUUGGUACAUUGGCACAACCGGAUCAACCCGAACUGACGAUUUUGUUGGAGAAUGCAGCUAUCGAGAGGAGAAGGAACGUGGAUGACGAUCGAGAUAGUUUGGUGGAUUUUGGCGUGGAAAAGAUAAUUAGGAGGUCGGUAGAGUCAGAAUCCGAGGACGACUCGAGGCUAACAGCGGACCAGGAAGUCGAGCUUCCUCCAACGAAGCUUCUCGAAGGUGAGAAUCAGGAGGACCUCGCGAAUCUCCAGUACGAGGACCAAGCGGACCGACGAGAAUUCGACUGGAAACCAGAAACCAGAGAUUAUGACAGAACACUCUGGCAGCAGAGACGUCCGCUGCUGGAGGAAACGGUCUCCUUCAGGCCGGAAGACGACAGCAGCCUAAUCAGCAAGGAACAUUCCCUGGAAUACCAGAGUCAAACUCUAGAAAGCCAGUCCGAGCAUCUAUUACUCUCUGCGUCUUUGGAGAGCCUUCUGAGAUCAGCGCCAGACAGCUGGCCGAGUCAGCAGUUCGACAGAAGCGUCGAGGAAUCGGAGCAUAACUUCAAGGAGACCCAGUACUCGCUCAAAGAGAAACGCGACGCCGAGACUCAAACAGAACAGGAGACAAAGAGCACCCAGUGCAGUCCGGAACAGAGUAUCGUCAGUCCUUCGGAAGUAUCCAAGGAGAUCCCUUUCCAUUUGACUAGAAAAUACUAUCAGAGUCCUAGAAGAGAAGUUCAGACCCAGACCCAAGGGGAGAGCAAAAGUGUUCAGUGUUGUUUGGACGAAUUAGGCAGCCUGUACAGAGUAUUAGACUCCUUCGAUAGUCCCUCUAGAUCUGAGAAGAGCUACGUAAAAGAGUCUAAGAGUAUUCAGUGUAUUCCUGAGGACAUUCCAUCGAGUCUUGAUAAGUCGACAGAGAGCCUAACUCUGCUGUACGACCAGGGUAAGUCUUUGAGGAGUCCACGAAAGGAAGUCGAGGUUCAGACCUAUCAGGAAUCGAAGGCGAUCCAGUGUAGCGAUGACGAGCUUUUAGAGGUGGUCAGUGAAUCACCAGAUAAUAAGGAAGGCGUGAAGAAAACAGAGAGUUCUGGAUCGUCCAGCUGCGGCUCACCCUGCAAGCUUCGGAUUCCUACUCUGGUGUUCGUUGAGGAACGAGUGGAUAUGACGGUCACGCAUCGAGAUCACGAGGGGAACGUGAGCUGGUCGAAGCAUUGGGGACCCGAAAGGCUCGUGGAGAUCUACCGGGAGCCAAAAACUAGUCUGGGAUUGAGCAUCGUUGGUGGAAAGGUUGAUCUGCACAAUGGCAGCUCUAGUAAGUCACAGAACAUAUCCGGGAUAUUCAUAAAGAAUGUCUUGCCGAACAGUCCGGCCGGAAGAACUGGCGAGUUGAAGAUCGGAGAUCGAAUAAUCGAGGUCGAUGGCGUGGACCUACGACAUAGCACUCAUGAACGAGCAGUGGAGGUCAUCCAAGCCGCCGGAAAUCCUGUCUGCCUUCUCGUCCAGUCUCUGGUGCACCUGAACAACGAGCACGACGAGGAAGCAGAGGGAAGAAAACAGAACGCGAGGAGUCGAUUGCCCGGAACACCCACGGCAUCCUUUCGUCAAAAGGCUUCGCCAGUCUCGCCAGUCAGGUCCAGCACGCCGGAAGUGACACAGGCAGGAUUCGAAGACGGAGAGAAGCAAAGUAGCUCAAGAUCAGAUUUUAGGCGACAAAGUACAAGAGCUUCAGAUGGCGCGGGAUCCAGCUCGCGAAGAUCCUCCAUGAAAAAGUCUAUUCGCAAGAAGGCGCCAUCACCGCCUUCCAAUCCAGGAAUAUUGCGAGAGGUGAGCGAAGAGAAAGAGGAUAAUGCAUCGAAACCGGAAGAGCCUCCGAGACGGAAGUAUUCGUCCGACGAGAGCUCUGAAGAGGACAUACGUGAGCUGGAGGGUAACGUUUACACGAAAGGUGGCAUGGAGAUUUCGAGAAAAAGUGCCGGAAACGUAAAACGUACCAAAGCAGAAAUCGAAGCGGAUCCAGAGACUGAAGAUGAAUUCGGUUACACAAAUAUGAAAGUUCAGAAAAAGUAUCAUUCACUGGGGUAUAAGGUGAUGCUAGUAAAGAUAGAGAAAGACAGACGUGGUUUGGGUAUCUCCUUGGCGGGACACAGAGAUCGAAAUCGGAUGGCAGUGUUCGUUUGUGGCCUUAAUCCAAAGGGAGCAGCUCACAAGACUGGAGAGAUUUUGGUUGGCGACGAAAUACUCGAGGUAAAUGGCCGAGUUCUACAAGGACGAUGUCACUUGAAUGCGUCUGCCAUGAUUAAAGGAAUGGCUGGCACGUAUUUCAAAAUCGUCGUUUUCAGAUGCUUCUCCGACAUGUUCGGCCAAUACAAAGGAGUUCGUAACAUACCAGUGAAGAAGGGCCAGUACGGACUAGGUAUAAUGAUCAUCGAGGGAAAGCACGCGGAAGUUGGACAAGGUAUAUUCAUCUCAGACAUUCAAGAAGGCAGUGCUGCAGAGCAGGCUGGUUUGCAAGUGGGUGACAUGAUCCUCGCUGUCAACAUGGACUGUUUGCUGGGCUCUACCUACGACGAGGCCACGAAUCUUUUGAAAAAAGCAGAGGGCGUUGUAACGCUUACAGUAUGCAAUCCUAAUCAAAGCAAAGUCGCGAAAGAAGAAGAAGAUAAAGCGAAGGGCAUUAUUCCUGAACCUGAACCGCCAAAGGAGCCGGAGAAACCACCAGAACCAGAAGCACCGCAAGAUCCAAAAGAUUGCAAAAUCGUGGCUGGUAGAGAUACGACGAUAGAAUUCCAGAAAGACAAGGACAAAGGCAUUGGCUUCAUUAUAGCUGGUGGUUCCGACACGCCAUUGAAAGGAGUGUUCAUCGUCGAAGUAUUUCCAGACGGAGCAGCCCAUAAGGAUGGACGGCUGCAAGCUGGAGAUCAGAUACUCGAAAUGUGUAGUCAGAGCUUCAAGGAGAUGGAACAUGAUAACGCUCAUGCUGCCGUAUUGAAAGCUUCGGGAACUAUCAUAAUGGUGGUGCAUCGACACGAGAAAGGCGAAGAGGAAAUCGACGUUGAAUUGCAGAAGAAGUCGGGCAAAGGAGCUGGUCUCUGUUUAACAGGAUACAAGAGUGGAAAAGGAGCAUAUGUAUCAGACUUGUUACCUGGUGGUAGCGCUUUGGAAAGCGGGAAGAUUUGCAAAGGCGAUCGAGUGGUGGCAGUCGGUGGCCAAGACGUCCGCGAAGCUCCAGUAGAAGAUAUCGCGGUUCACGUGAAAGUUUCCAACCCGGUGCAAUUGAAACUGGCUAGGUUCAAAUCCGCUAAGCAAUGACAGGGUUCUGCAGGCGGAACUCAGAAAGCAAGAAUUCGGGCGGCAAUCCCCACCAGACACCAUGGAUUCUAGUGUGAUAUAACUGACUAUACCAAAGUAACUAUAAAUACCGUUUACCGUAUAAGUAACGCUAAUUCUAGAAGAACAAGUGAAACCAAAGGAAACGCGAUCUAUAAAUUCAGUUACGUAUGUACGUUGUAACUGUAUACACGAUUCGAAUAUUUCGGAUCUUGUCUAGUUAAAUGAUAAUCCAAGCCCAGACGCUUCGAGCGUCUUACACGCGAUUUUAUAGAACACGCUCUGUCUCGAUUACCAAAUAUCGAUGCGUUUGUGCGAUUAUUAUCGACGAUUCGAAAAAGAAUUCCGUCUGCCACGGCUGAACAUCCGGCGAGUAGUUAACACGAAUAUCUCGCGACACCCGUUAUAUACACUUAUUAGAAUUAACGACACAGAAGAGUAUUUAUGCAGUUAGAGCGAUACUAUAUAUUGUAAUAGCCACGUGGACGUAUAUCACGGUGAAACGUUUGGCAAGAGGGGUGGAAACUCGCGAGAAAUAUAUAAUAUUCGAAAUAAUUUGAUCGAUUUUCCAAAAUAAGAUAUGAUAAUUCCAUAAGAUUCCUCUCUCUGGAUGCUCUACUUAUUAUCGAUUUUAUUACCGGUGAAAUCGAAUGCGAAGAUAAUUUAUGGAGAAUUCAUUUCGAUCGAUAUAAUCGACAUAAUCGUACAGCCUCGUAAAUGAGGGUUUCAGGAGGAAGAUCGUAUUCCCGAUGAGGAUGGUAAUUCGAGAAGAAGAGAAUACAGUAAUAUAUAAUAUAUAAAUUAAGACGAAUGUAAACGAAGCUUUAUGAAGUAAGUUGAUAGAACUGAACGAAAGUUUUGUAGAUGGAAGGAAUAUUCUUCUUCGAGGUCCUUUAUCGAUAUUAUUCGAAUUUAUAGCAAUACUGCAAGAAUUUGUCUUUUCGAAACAGAUAGAAGGUCCAGAGAGAAACGGAGGAAAAUUACAUUGAAGAAAAAUCGAUCGAUUUGUUUUCAGCAAGUUUCUCCCUCUUCCCAAGCAAUUCCAACCGUGUCUUCAUACGAACAGAGAUAUCUCGCUUGUACGUUUCGUAUCACUUACGUUUAAGUUAGGCGACUUAGAGACUUAGGGUAGCGCACGAUCGCGCACGACAGACCGUCUGAAAAUCACGCGAGUUUCGAACACUUUCGAGGCUCGUAAAAGAAAAGAAAAACGCGAAAAACUAACAUCUAAAAAUUCAUCAAAAAAUACAGAAUAAAAGAGAAAAACAAGUUCCAACUCCCAUCGAGUGAUCGCCGUUCGAUAUAACAAAGAACCUUAAUUUAAGUCUCGAAAAAGAGAAAGAGUAAUUGAUAGGUUCGAUGAAACGAACGCGAUCGUGCUUCGUUGCAUUUUUACGAUGUGGCAAUUUUUUCCAAGAAAAAGGCGAAGGAAUUUAAAAGAGACGACGAUGGACUUGUUGAGAAGCUAAACUGGCUUGUUGAUCGCGUAUAGUUCAAUUUAUCCUAUUAUCCUAGUCGUUAGCGUAGAUCUUCGAAGGCGCAAGCAAAAGAAAGCUGGAAAACUUCAGCGAAGUAUUACGUCGGGCUACGGAGAAAGAUGGUUCAAGAAAAAGUAUGACAAAACAUUUGCUCGCGAUUGCCGAUUUCGCGUGAAUAUUUCCGCUCGAAUUUCAUUUCAGGCCACGAAUAUCGAACUUGACACGAUUCGAUUUCGUAUCGAAUUCGAUAUUUCAGCUUCUGGUUUGAUUCGAGUGGCGUAGAAUUUUACUUGCCUCGUACAGCACGCGAACUUUUAGUGUUAGUCGCGCCAAGGUGUAUGUAUAGAUAGGGUGAUUCGUUUUUGAACGAUGAACGAACUAGAAGAGAAAUUGAACAUAAUUGGACACGCUCUUAGGGAAUUUGAUUAGCAUCGUUAGCGAAAUUUUGUAAAUUACAAAUUAUUUGAUUAUCCUAAAUGACGUCAAAUUAUGAAACUGUAAAAGGAUAGAAUAUGAUCUAUAGCAAGCGAUCUAUCGUUAAAUUGUUGCGCAAGAGAGUCCAAGUGAUGGAAUAUUCAGUAAAAUAGAGAAACUAGAUCUUCAAUUUAAUAGGUUUUUUAAUGAGUUCAACCGAUAACGAAGAUAAAUUCGACGAGAUUUAAUUUAACGAAGUACGAAAAUACCCAAGAAAGUAAAUAUUCAACCCAGUUCUUCUAUUUAAAUUCCUUCCUUUAUUUAAGAAAUUUACAUUUCAGAUCUUUUACAUGCUACGUUUUUCUUACUAUUCUAAGAUUCUAAAACUUUUAAAAACUUCACUAUGAUUUCUAAUAAAAAUGUAAUUAAAUACUCGUCCAAAUUUUCUUCCAAUAGUUUAAUAAAUUAUCUCCAUGUUCAAUUGUACCGUGCGCUCGACUUUAUCUUGUGAGGUGCGCGGAAUCCAUUUGAAACGGACCACCCUGUAGAUAUAUAACUGUCAGCGUAUGCACUGUAAAAGCUAGCUGUGUUCGUUGCUUUUGAUUUCGAUACACUACAUCGAAUUGAGAUAUCGAGGCCACGUUCUAGUAAGGUAGUCAAUGAAAUAGUAAAAACUCGUGGGAACGUUUGAUCGUACGCUGCGCGAAUUGUUGCUCGUAAAUGACGAAUACCUAUUUAUAUAUGCAUACAUGUGUACGUGAAUGCGUAUAUUCCGACACUGUCGGUUAAGAAGUUUCACGUAAAUGGAUUGUAAUUUAUUGAACAUCGCAUCCGGUUUCCCAAGAUUAUUUUCUUCGCUUUGUUUGGCGGUGUUAUGGUAAUCGUUCUUCGUGACUGAUACAUUCUCAUAAUAAUCUGCCUAUUAUAGAGUUACCAAAAGCGAUAUUAUGUGCGCUAAAAUCGAGAAUCUCGAAGCUUGAAGAUAUAGAAAUAUGAGAACUUCCGAAUCUACAAGCCAGAAGAUUGAAAAUUUCAUUUCAGAAUCUCGCGACUCGAAAGUUUAAAAGAGGAGCGAAGAUUACAAAAUUUGAGAGAUUUGAAAAAUAAAAAGAUCCUAACGUCCUAAGAUUCUGAAGUCUGACAUUCUAGGAAUCUCAAGCUAGAAAUUUUUUAAUUGACGAAAUAGAAAAUAUCAACUACUCUACAUUUCUACCGAGUUUCUGUCAAUUCGUAGUUCGCGACUAAAUUGGAGACUCUCGAAUUUCGAGUAACAAUCGACGAUUCCAAACUUCUGACCAAUCAGUGUCGGUAUACGCGCUUAGGCUCAUAAUCGCAAUCGCUUUUCUUAUCGACACGGAUCGAAAUCAAAGGUAAUUCGCAAGGAUAACCGUUGCACCAAGCAUUCGUGAUCGUUCGUUCUGUUGGCACAUUGCAAAACGACGUCAUGCCACGAUGGCGAGGCAUCGAUUGUAAAAAAAAAAAAGAAAAAAGAAAAGAAAUAUAACAGAAGACAAGAACAAAAAGAGAUGGCGUAAUCGUUAUGAAAAAAGCGUGAACGUAUCUGUUGUCGACGAUCGAACGAAAGAGAGAAAGAGAGUGUGUGUGAGAGAAAGAAAGGAAGAAAGUAAAAAAGCACGAGAAUGAGAGAGAUUAGAGAAGCUUAAUGCUAAUUAUAAUAUAUUUGCAGAUUAAAUAGAUUCGGGAUACUAAUUAGUAUCCCGAAACGCCUUCGAAAUUCGGGGAGCAAUACAAUCGAGCCACUUUUACAGUCAACGACUCGAAUUAUUACUUAUUAUGAUUAUUCUCGCCAUUAUUACCGUCAUUAUGAAUUAUUGUCACGGUUAUUAUGAUUACUAAUAUUAUUACGACGAGAUUAUUCUAAUUCCUGUUAUCGCAUACACCGAUCAUUGUAGCGCGGCACUCUUAUCGAUGGUUACGAGGAGGAAACAUAAGAAAACAAACAAAAAUAAAACAAAAAAAGAAAAGAAAGGACGUAAGAAAUCCGAUUAUUAUAGAACGCGAACAAGCAGAUCGAGAUCUAUUAAAAUACAUUGAUUGCAAAAGUUGCAGUAUAA
Messenger RNA from Bombus pyrosoma, 12354 nucleotides. RefSeq lists its product as uncharacterized. The record is from RefSeq and is a predicted model, not a curated record. Gene Ontology annotation, molecular function: protein binding. The transcript is spliced from 38 exons. NCBI's taxonomy places the organism in Eukaryota, Metazoa, Arthropoda, Insecta, Hymenoptera, Apidae. The coding region runs from base 219 to 8369 and encodes 2716 amino acids.